Messenger RNA from Solanum verrucosum, 831 nucleotides. RefSeq lists its product as uncharacterized. The coding region runs from base 1 to 831 and encodes 276 amino acids. The record is from RefSeq and is a predicted model, not a curated record. NCBI's taxonomy places the organism in Eukaryota, Viridiplantae, Streptophyta, Magnoliopsida, Solanales, Solanaceae. The transcript has 4 exons.
AUGUUGAAACAACUUUCAGUGAACAUACCGUUGGUGGAAGCCCUGGAGCAGAUGCAAGGAUAUGCCAAGUUCAUGAAAGACUUGGUUACAAAGAAGAAAGCUGUAAGUAUUGAUUUGACUAACGAUGUCCAUCAUUGCAGCGCCAUUGCUACCAUAUCUUUGGUUCAGAAGAAGGAAGAUCCAGGUGCAUUUACUAUACUAUGCACCAUUGGAUUAAUCAUAUUUGCAAAGUCCUUGCAUGAUCUAGGAGCCAGUAUCAACUUGAUGCCUUUGGCCAUCUACAAGCAAUUAGGGUUAGGAAUUCCAAGACCCACAUCAAAGAAGUUAAUGAUUGCAGAUAGACUUUCUGAUCUGGAUUGCGAAGUAGAUUUUGAGGUUCCCAUUAUUUUGGGAAGACCAUUUUUUGCCACAGGACGAGCAUUGCCACAUGACAUGAAUGUAGUGUUUGUAGUAGAGGUUGUUAAUAAAGAAGAAAUGAGAGUACCCACAGAAGAGAGGAUGGAUGUUGAAACCGUAGCUGCAGUGCUGAUGAACUUUAAAGCUGAUUUCUGGUCUGACUAUGUAGAGACUGUGAAUGCUUUGCAGGGAAUUGAACAGUUACCCAGUCACCUGAGGUAUGUACUUUUGGGAGCUAACAACACUUUACCUGUGAUUUUGGCUACAGAUUUGAAUGAUGAACAGGUUCAGGCUGUGAUCAAGGUAUUGAUAAGGUACAAAAGGUCCAUUGAGUGGACCAUUGAGGAUAUCAUCGAGAUACCUCCAGGAAUAUGCACCCAUAAGAUUCAACUCGAUGAGGACUGCAUCCCAAGCAUUAACACCAGUGGAGGUUAA